CUAGAGCAUAGUAUGAGCAAAUUAUUCUAUCAGUCAUUGGACUUCACCUGAAAUAAAGUGUAUUGUACAGCUCAGUGUCUGAAAAAGAAUUCCUCUAAUGUAGGGGAGUUUGAAGAAGGGCAAUAAAAUCAGUAGGGGAGAGUUUCUCCUGUGAUGGCACUGGGAGGGCCAAGACUUCAAUUCCUUAGGAAAGAAAAGACAAAUACCAAGUGUUUGUAAAACUGAGUGUUGAAGCAAGUAGGAAAGUAGAGAACUCUUGUUCUGUCUUGUAGUACAAUAAUAGAGAGACAAUGAAGCAGAAUUGAAGUUACAUUUAGACUGAAUCAUAUUCCAUGCUCAGAAUUUGAGCCAAUUCAGAGAUAAAGGUGAAGCCUGAAGGGGCAGACUGUCCUCAUCUCUGCAUCUCUUUGCAGCCUCUUUGCUUUCUGCAGAAAUAUCACCAGAUAUUGGCUGGUGUCAAUGGGUGUUACAAAGAAUGGACUUCUGGUCUGAUCCCAUCUGAGGACUGUGGAUUUUAACCUGUGGUCCACAAGGCUCCUGAGGUUUUGUGACCUGUUCCUAAAGACUCAACAGAAGGUAAGUGAGAGAAGGAAAUUUCUCACUUGUAGGAUUCAAUUCCAUAGGAGCUUGCACCUUAAUUGGAAAUUUUAGGGGCCUCCAAGAUUGAAAAAUGUUUGGAAAACACUCAUGAGAAAGCCAAUUACACCUGCCAAACAAAUGUUUCUGCAGUUGAAGUAGUAAAGAUUGCUAUGGUAUUUUUUUCCUGCUCUACUAUAAGGCCAGUCAUUUUUUCUUUCCAACCUGUUCAUUGUCAUGCAACGGGAAUCUUUCCCUCCCUGCUCUUUGACUUUACCUGGUCAAUACAGAAGUGCAAGAGUCUGGUAACCUGAACAUAACAGUGUGAUCGAUCCCUAUAUAAAAAUUACGUAACCUCAAUGCUGAAGAACUGGCUUAGUUGCUGAAUGCAGUGUCACAAAGUGACAUUGACACUACCCCAAAAGAAUAAUCUGCCGUGAGUUCAACAGUGGAACCAGAGUAUUUUCUAGUCCUAACGAUAAUUGAAAGAGAAAGUAAUGGGCAACUUCAGGUCAGGGGGUCGUACAGGUAGCAAGGGAUGUCUCUAGCAAAUUGGCAGAGUGAUUUAGUAGGGCCUUUUCUAUAACUUAAGGAGUGAUCUCAUAUCAGAAGUAUGUAUUUAAAAAUAGCACUACAGACAUUGCAUACAGAUUAUAUAAGAGGAUUUUUCUGUUAUUGUAGUCUGAGUUAUAUAUAUUUCAAAAGACAUAAUCUGACAUAGUUCACAGCCCUGGAAUGCAAAACUAAUAAUUGAAAAAUAGUGGACCAUUAUUCAGCAAGUAGCUGCAUAUAAAAGACCUCACAAAAAAACCCCAGUUCCUAUAACUUUAAAAGUAAUAAGAAAAUAAAUCUAAGGCUAACACACAUCAUGAAUUUGGACGUAUAUCUAGAAAUAUCCUUCUACAUAGAUCCUCAUAGAAGCAGGCAUCCUGUUUACUUUACUUUAAUCUGAGAUACUGUAUUACAAAAUAUAUGCUACUAAUGCUGGCCACACUGGCAAGGAGCGAGCAAGGUGUCAAUUUGCAGAAUCUGAAGUUCCUUUGGACAACUGCUGGUAACCUCCACAGCUGUUGGUUAGGCCUACUAUGUGACCAGCUUAGAAUAUCACCCCACUCAGGACCCUGGGGUAUGAGGCAGCAGAAGGAGGCUCUGAGCAUUCUGCCAGCUACUUCUCUCACUGCUCAGCCUCCUGAGGGGCAGUUCCUGUCUCAGAGAGUUUGAAAUGUUAAAUGUUGCUGCCUGUCCCAGAGUGAUGGUCAGCACACAGAAACUGGUGCCAAAAAGCAGGAUUCCUGAAAUGGAUGUGGGCUGGUGGGAGGGUGCACCUCCUGCAGCCGAGGAAGAUGAUGUCCACAGCAGGUUGGACUUCAUCCCAGCUGUGCUUUCAGUGCUAAAAUUAAAGUUGUGAAGAAUUCCCAAAAGAUAACAGCUGUGGCUGUGUUGAAUCCCAGCACUGUGUGCCAGAAAACCGGUGUGCAAAGCUGUGUUGCACAGGACAUCCUGUCUUACCACAAUCCAGAUCACUGUGCUGUAGCUGUGUCUUGAUGUAGCUGUACCCCAAGAUGGGAAUGGCAGCCAAGUGGUAGAUGUACCUGUAAGCAUUCUUUUUCCAGUGCUGUGCAAGCACAAGCCCUUAGAAAGGCCAUGAUGAGGGAAAAUUGCUGCUGCAUCAGUUAUGUCUGUAAUCAAAGCAUAAUGUUGUAGGUAUGUUGCAUCUGUGGUGGAAAUAGGCUUGAGGUUUUAUAUUUGGUGCUAUUAGUUUGCCUCUGUGUUAUUGAAUGUAGCGGAAGUGAAUUACCCCUUGUUCUUUUUUCUUGGAGGGUUGUGUGUAUAGCUGUAAGUAGCUAUAGUAAGGCACACACUAAGAAAUGGUACCACGAGGAGUAUUUCUGUGCUUUCUCAUUUCAGACUCUAAACUUUUUCAGAUAUUCUUUUGAGCUGAAAAUAGUCUGUUUCUGAUGUCCACUCAAAAUUAUCCUUUAGUAGAAAAGAGUGAAAAAAGCAAAAGCCAUCCUUUUAGAUUUUAAAACAGAUUUUCCCACUUCUAGCCUACCCAGAAAUGAUCCCCUUGCUCAACACAAACAUCUGUGACAAGGAGUGUGAAACUGAGCUGGGGGCCUGCCUCGCUGUGCCUGCUCAGAAGGAGAAGCACUCAUUAAUUUGAAAUUAAGAUUAUAAAAAGAUGGGAACGUGCUUGUGGAAAGCUUAUUUACUCCUUCCUGCCCACAAGAGCCUCUGUCCGUGUUGAAGGGGCAGGCUCGGUGGUCUGGAGGCAGCGAUGUGCUCCCGGCCGCAGGUGCCGUUUCCCGUGGAGCGGGCGCUGCCCGCCCGGGCCGGGCAGUUGGAGCCUCGGGGCGGUUCCGCCCGGGCUGGGCCUGCCCAGGUUCCAUCCCCGGUCGGGGCGGGGGGCGGCCGGUGCAGGGCGGCAGGGAUGGGGGCGCUGCCGGGGCUCCUGGUGCUGCUGCUGGGGCUGGCGGCGUGCCCCGGUGCGCGGGGGGCCCGGCCCGCCGAGCCCCUGGCCGCGUGGGUGACGGUGCCGCGGCAGCUGAGCCCGCGGGCCGGCAGCGACGCCCCGGCCGUCACCUACUGGCUGAAGGUGGCGGGGCGGCCGCGGGUGCUGCGCCUGCAGCCCCGGCGGGGCCUGAUCUCCCGGCCCUUCACACUGGUCACCUACGCCAAGAAUGGGGUCCGCCGGGAGGAGCACCCCUUCGUGCGGGACAACUGCUUCUACCAGGGCGAGGUGCUGGGGAGCCCUGGCUCCCUGGUGGCCCUCAGCACUUGUGACAGGGGCCUCCACGGCGUGCUCUGGGUGGAGGAUGAUACCUUCCAGAUCGAGCCCAUCCCCCACGAUCCAGCCUUUCGGCACAUCAUCUACCGCAUGGAGGCCAACAACCCCAUGGGCCCCACCUGCGGACUGACCCCUGAGAUGCUGCAGCACCAAAAGGCUGUGCUGCCCUGGUUCAAGGCUCCAAAGGCAAACGAGGAGAACGAGGAACUGAAGGACUGGUGGACGCACACCAGAUAUGUCAAGAUGGCAGUGGUUGUGGACAAUGUGCGCUUUGUGAAGUCAGGCAGGAAUGAAUCUGAAGUCUUGAGGCAAGUCAUGGAAGUCAUCAACAUUGGGGACAUUCUGUAUAAGCAGCUUUCUGUCCGGCUGUUUCUAAUAGGAUUGGAGAUAUGGACCGAAAGGAACUUGAUAAAUAUUACUAAAUCUCUUGGCAAGGUACUUAGUGACUUUAACAAUUGGCGAAAGUCAAAUCUGUCACAACGGAUGCGCCAUGAUGUUGCUCACUUAUUUGCAUUUCAGAGCUUUGGAAGCACCUUGGGAUUGGCAUUUAUAGGGACAGUAUGUGAUAACCACUGGUCAUCAGCUGUUGCUUCCUUCACAGAGAAAAAGUUGUCCACCUUUUUUAUCACAUUUGUCCAUGAGCUGGGCCAUAAUCUUGGGAUGAGCCAUGAUAAACCAGACUGUAAAUGCAAACGAGAUAAAUGCAUUAUGUACGAAAGCAACGCUGACACUGAUGCGUUCAGUGACUGCAGUUACAAAUACUACUUUGACCUGCUUGUACGUGGCGCCGACUGCCUUCGUCAACCACCAGAACCUGGCACUUUCUACACCUCAAAGCAUGAAUACUGUGGGAAUAAGAUAUUAGAAAGCGGAGAGCAAUGUGACUGUGGUUCAGAAUCAGCCUGCAGAAAGGAUCCUUGUUGCCACCCGAACUGUACGCUUACUGUAGGUUCAGUCUGUGCAUCUGGAAAAUGCUGCAAGAACUGUAAGGUCCUUCCAGCGGGAACAGAGUGCAGAGAAAGUACUGGCAGCUGUGACCUGCCAGAGUAUUGCAAUGGGAUUUCCCCUCAGUGUCCACUGGAUGUCUACCUACAAGAUGGAACCCCUUGCAAAGGUGAUGCUUACUGCUAUCAAGGAAAAUGUUCUUCCCACAGUAAACAGUGCCAGGAUCUCUUUGGCAAACAAGCCAGGGCUGCUUCUUUAGAUUGCUUCAAAGCAGUGAAUACUCAAGGUGACCGGUUCGGUAAUUGUGGUAUUCGCAACAAUAUCCAUUUUACAAAAUGCACUACUGAGAAUGUCUUAUGUGGUAGGAUUCAGUGUGAAAACAUAGUCAAAUUACCUCCCUUGCAGAACCAUGUAACACUACUCCAAACUCCUGUUGGAGAUAAAAAUUGCUGGGGUCUUGACUAUCACGUAGGGAUGCCAGGAGCUGAUGUGGGAGCUGUGGAAGAAGGCACACCGUGUGGUAGUGAUAUGCUUUGUAUCAACAGGACAUGUGUUAGUGUAUUACUGCUGAACUACGACUGUAACCUGACAAAGUGUCAUGACAGAGGAUUGUGUAACAAUCGUAAGAACUGUCACUGCGAGUAUGGCUGGGCUCCUCCAUACUGUGAAUUGGAAGGAUUUGGAGGUAGCAUUGACAGUGGACCCCCUCCAGCCACGAAGAUUUCUCACAGAGCAAAAGUAAGACUAAUACUACUUACUUUUCUUUGUCUCUGUUUCCUUGGAGUAAACCUUACCAUGCAUUAUAGACAGGAAGUAGUGGGAUGGCUUAGGAGAAUAAAGGCCCAAUUCCACAGAAUACUGCAGUUAUUUCAAAGACUGAAAAAAACAGAAGUACCUAAAGAAGACUCACCUAAUGAUGAGUCAAAAUCCACUGAAGACCAACAAGCAGUAGCUUUGGAUGCUCCUGGGAAAUCUCACUUUAGCAAAACCAUCUGAUAAUAUCAUCAAAAUAAUUCAACACAUUCUGAAUAGCUCUCAUCUCAUGUGAUAUCAUUAAAUGCAGAGUAAAAGUUAUCUUUGUUUAUUUUAAAUUAAUAAAUGCAGGCAGUAAGGCCUGCUGUUCUUUUUACGCUGAGCUCUUAAAUUGCCGUAGUUAGCUAAACUGUAGGUAUAGUGUUUAUGCUUCAUAUCAACAGUUUAAAAAUGCAAACUUCUUAAGAAGAUAACAUAAAUUAUCUGUAGAUAAAUUAUUUGCUUCCAUUUACUCCUUCAUCUAAUGUUUUCUUCGAUUCAGGGAGAGAGUGUUUGUGAUCAUUUGGCUUCUGUCAUUCGUUAAGAACCAAAGAGAAAAAAUUGCUCUUUCAGUCUCCACUGGGUUCCUUGCAACACAAACCAUUCUAUGAUUCUAUGAUUUAAUUCACAUCUGUGACACACAAACAGGCAAGAUACAGGUAUUGCAGUGAGAUGCAGGUGUCUGUUUCAUAAGUGUUUCCAACUGUUUAAGGGAGCAGCCCUUCAGGAGGGAGGUAGAUCAUAGGAAACGGGUUCUUCAUUUUUUGAGAGAGUAGAGAAGCAUUAUCCAGGUCACACCAGUAAGCAUUACAUUUUUGAACCAUCAGAGGUAUACAUCAGCAGUGCAGUGGCACCAAAUCUGACAUUUCACAAGAACAAAUUGUCUUUAUUUUCUGGAAAUUUUCCAGUGCCUUGAGUGAUGGCUUCUUCUGAGAAGUGUUGUGUAUUUUAUAGUCACUAAGAGGAGCUGGUUGUGGGGUUGCACAAGUUAAAUGAAUUUCUAAAGUAUUUGGAACUAUUCUGCAAGUUUUCCCCAUGCAGAAUUCCUGCAAUAUUUGAUUGAUGUUUUAUCUGAUUUUCUCGGGAAGUUUCUCUUGGUUUAUGAUGUGUUUCUUAAUGCUAUAACUGAAUGGGUCCCUGCAGCUCUACAGAGUGCCACACAGAAGUACUGUGGUUUUCAUUUUUUUUUAACACAAGAUAAAAUGUGUCUUAACUUGUGAAAAAAUAUGAGGGACAUGGAAAUACCGUUCAAUAACUUUAAAUUUUAUUAUUUGUAUUAUAGCAGUGACUAGAUUUUUCUAUCAGAUCAGCAGGAAGAGGAUUCUGUAGUCCAGAUUACAGUGAAAACUUUUUUCUAAAGGUCUGGUGUUUCUGGAUUAAGGGCUAUAAUGCAUUUGUCUGCUAACAAAAGAAUAUUUGUAUUUAGAAAGCAAAGAGGACAUUUUUAGCAAACUUUCUAUAAAGGCAGGAUUAGUAGCCCAAUACUUGCAACAUUUGGGAAGAAAUAUGUUUAUGACUCUACAAAUGAUGAUGGUCAACUAUAGAUGCCUUCCAAAUAUGAAAUUUAUGUUUUUAGAAUACACAUUUUCCUGUAAUACUUUUUUUUUCCUCCAUAAUCAUGUCCUGUAUCCAAAAAGGGCUGGUUAAAUUAUGAUUGGAUGUGAAAUACAAAGGAUGUGAUUCACAGUUUUUCAUGGCUUUUUGUCUACAGCAAAUAGAUCUUUACAUAAUUAUCUAUAUUUGGGGAAAUGAGGUAACACAUUGUUUGUUCAGCAGGCUAUGCUAAUUGUCUUGAUAAAACAUGGAUAGUUUUGAUUAGGUGAAGAAAACUUAAUCCUGUGUUUAUGUCAAAUGACAGAAUAACUGCCCUUUGACUAACACCCCAAAUUUAUUCCUUAUAACCAGAGACCUUUUUCUGGGGAGCGUGGGGGGAGUGUUCUCUGAGAAAUAACAAUAGUAAUGCAGGUGUUGCUAACAAGGGAUACUUGACAAACAAGGGGGAUGUGGAAUAGUCAAAAGACAGAGAUAAAAAGUAACACAAGCACUACACCCAUCACCUUCCAACCAGCUAUACGCAACUGGUAAGUACUGGCAGACUUUUUUUAAUUUUGCUUUUUAAAUAGAUAAAGAGUGGCAGAAAUUCCAGACUGCCAUCUUGAUGGCUGCCUAUUGCUGAUUGAUACUGUACCAUAAAUUGCCAAGUAUAGAUCUGUGCUGAGACCAGAAAAAAGUUAGAGAGUAGGGGAGUUUUUAUUUACAGACCUGCAUGCUGAAGAGACAGAGGUGUAAAAGAAAGCACAAUUUAGGAUAUUUGCAAAUGUAGUUUUGGAAAGGACAAAGCAAUAAAAUGCUGUAGUUUCCAUUUUUCUCUAUGCUUAAAGAUUGAUCUAAGAAAACCAUGACUUAACUGGGAGGAGGCUUUCAGGGAGCUUUGGAUAGGAGUAUUUCUGUACAGUUUUCUUCUAUUUUUGCUUAGGCCAUAUAAGCAAGACAAACACGUAUCCCAACAAACCCAGUUGGUGUUUUAUAAAAAGUGUGAGCUGCCUUGCUAAGGUUUUCUCUUUGAAAAUAUUGUUGUUUCUGAUUUUACCAUAGCUAUUUGAUUCUUGUGGUAGUUUGUUAGAAAUGUCCCACUACUCUGAAGAUGCUGCUCUGAAGGUGCUAGGAAGGUUCAAUUCUAAGUUUAGUCCUAAUCUUUCUGGUUUCCCCUUUUUUUUCGGUCAUAGUUUUAAUUACCUUUUAAAAUGCUUUAAGUGGAUGCUAGAACUUGGUUAAUGUAUAAGUCACUUGAAUAUGGAAGAGGCAGCCUGCAAAUGCUGCUGCACCAUCUCCCAAGGGAUGAGGGUCAGUGAAGUACUUGAAAUGGUGCUGGAGGAAAUAAGAAGACACAGUCUGGUCUAGUGGAAGGUGUCCCUGCCUGUGGCAGGGGGUUUAGAACUCUGCUCUUUAAGAUCCCUUCCAACCCAGGGCAUUCUGUGAUUCUGUGAAAUGGCCUGUGCCAGUACAGUAAGGUGUAAAGUCUUAGGUAGCUGUUAACACGUGGCAGGCCACUUAGUGAUAGGUGAAGCCUGGAGCUGCCUAAGAGUAAGUUACAGCAAUAAUAUACAACAGAUAUAUAAAAUAUACAACAUAUAUUCAUGUUUCUUGUUUGAAAUCUCUUCCUAGCUAAAGCAGACUUAUAACAACAGUUAAUAUCAUAGUUAUCAGAUCAAGAUAAAAUUGGGUUUGUUAUAAACCAAGAUUGUCAUCUCUAAAAUACAUUAAACUGCUGCUAACAAACAGUAUGUAUCUUCAAGGAGUUUGCCAAUUACCUCACAGUUGCUCACUCACUCUUCUCCCACCCCUCCCCAGUGAGAAGGAGAUUUGGAAAAGAAAAGGUAAACCUCAUGGGUUGAGAUAAAACCAGUUUAAUAACUGAAAGAAAACAAACCAACCAACCAAAUAAAAACAGAACCCAAGAGAAACAAGGGAUGCACAGUAAAAUUGCUCACCACCCACUGGCCGAUACCCAUUCCAUCACAGAAUGUGUUUUGCCCCCCUUCCAGGUAACUCCCCCACUUUAUAUACUGAACACGUAUAUGUGUAGAACUAGACUGUUCUAUCGUAUGGAAUAUCCCUUUGUCCAAUUUAGGUUACCUGUUCUGGCUAUGCUCCCUCCCAGGCUUUUGUGCACCUUCUCACUGGCAGAGCAUGAGACACUGAAAAGUCUUCAUCUCCUCCACUUAAGGUUAACACUACUUAGCAACAAGAAAAACAUCAUUGUGUUAUUAACGUUAUUCUUAUACUAAAUCCAAACAACAGAGCACAGUACCAGUUACCAAGGAGAAAAUGAACUCUAUUCCAGCCGAAACAAAGACAGGGGGAAAAAUAAUGGAUGGUUGCUGUGCAAGUUUUAUCGUGCAGUGUUCCUAUUUAAUGGCCACAAAAGGUAUAGAUAUCCAGGACAACAUAACUCUGUGAACUGGACUGAAGCAGGUGUGAAACUGAAUGCUGUGCUCAACCAUUUUAAGAAGUCUUCCUGUGAUGGACAAAUCAUGGUUUUGCUCAUCAUCGCAGAUGUAAUUGGACCUUGAAUACCUGUCUCCCACCUCUGAGGCAGGGGUUCUAACACCCAGCUUAGCACUAAGCAUUAAUGUUGUAGCAUUAAGGCACGUAGCACACUCUAAUUCAGAGAUCCAUCACCCAGAUUACCUCUCCCUAUUAAAUUCAGGAAUCCAAAAGUGCAGAUCAUCUGGGAAUGAUUGCAGUAAAAAAUAUUUGUUCUCUAUACUGUAAUACCAAACAAACCAUUUGAUAGUGUAACACUGAGGACCAGAGCAGCUGAUCCUCAUUUUCAUCAGAGAGGUUCCUGCAACAUGUAGAUGUGGCUGUCCUUGUAGUGCCAAGCAAUCAGGCAGUUUAAUUGGAUCAGGCCUGUUCAUUGUUCCCUGUUGCCAUGUCUGUAUUGACAUACUUGUAGCAUGUGCUGAAAUAGAUAAGGAUACAGUUUAAUAAGGAAAUAAGUAAUGAUAAAUUUUGCCUCGCUGUUUAUUUCCGAAUAAUCUGUUGGUUCAAGAAAUCCCUGUCAUACAGAGUGCCAGGUUCAAGUGGCUCCUCUGUUAGACAGCAAGUUGAACUACUUUGCCCUUUAUUGCUAGGUAAUUAUCUGUAGAGUUUUGAGGAAAUUUCUCAUAUCCUUAAACCAAAUGCCUUGUACAGGGCAUAGUUAGGUAUUUAUUGUUGCAGCAGUGGCAGUCAGCAUGUACCAUUUGUGUUUCUUAAUCUAGAGCAUCACUUUAUUGCAUCGCAGGAUAUGUAGGCAAUGGUACAGGCUUUUGCUCCUGCCCAUCACUGUCUGAUCUGCUUUUUAGUUUGCUGUGAGGCCAGUUAAAAGGGUUGGGAACAGGUCAGACAUCUCUCUCUGCUACGCUCCCCCUAGACAACAGUCACACCUUAACCUUCCUGAGGAAGCCAGCUCCAGCCUGGGGAGCAAAGCAC
This is a messenger RNA of Myiozetetes cayanensis, 10078 nucleotides long. RefSeq names its product disintegrin and metalloproteinase domain-containing protein 20-like. The coding region runs from base 2855 to 5305 and encodes 816 amino acids. Gene Ontology annotation, cellular component: sperm head plasma membrane; external side of plasma membrane; plasma membrane. Gene Ontology annotation, biological process: proteolysis; male gonad development. The transcript has 2 exons. The record is from RefSeq and is a predicted model, not a curated record. Gene Ontology annotation, molecular function: metalloendopeptidase activity. NCBI's taxonomy places the organism in Eukaryota, Metazoa, Chordata, Aves, Passeriformes, Tyrannidae.